AUUCUGAUAGGCAGGAGAGCUUUGGUAUUUCGAAACAAUAAACUCCGGUCACACUGCAAAAUGCUUAUGGUGAUGUGUUAAAAACCGAAAUUUUGAAUACAAUUUACUGAUCCAGAAAGAUGAACUACAAUCCAAAUCCGGCCUCAGCUGCCGGUCGCCCAAGGCCACCGAAGCGUGUCAGUGAUGUUAAUGCCAUGGGACCCUCGGCUCCGAUGAUGGGCGGUGGCGCCACCUUCAUGGCCCCGCCCUCCGGUCCCGGAAUAUUGGAUCCCAAUAUGUACGGAGCACCUGCUCCGGCGCCGGUCAACAGCUAUGGCUUCGAUCCCAAUCUCGGUCAGCCAUCGCAGCACAUACAGCAGCCACCACAACAGCAGCCCGGAUUCGGAUAUGGAGCACCACCCCCUCAACAGGCGGCUGCUCCCCCCGCCUACGGAAUAGGAGCACCUCAGCCUGGAGCACCACCAACUGGACAGUACCCACAGUUCGCCAUGUUCCAGCAGCCCAUCGUGCAAGACAUGGCCAUGCAGUAUGGUCAAAAGCUAGCGGAUCAGGGCAAGCAGAUUAUGGAGAAUCAGUUCGAGAAGUGGGUGCCCGUAGCCAAGCUCAAGUACUACUUUGCUGUGGACAACGCCUACGUGGGCAGGAAGUUGCGCCUUCUCUUUUUUCCCUAUAUCCAUAAGGACUGGUCCCUGCGUUACGACCAAGAGCACCCAGUGCAACCACGAUAUGACGUUAAUGCCCCGGAUCUCUAUCUACCCACGAUGGGCUACAUCACAUACGUGAUCGUAGCGGGUUUGCUUCUGGGCAUGCAGAAGCGGUUUUCGCCGGAACAGCUUGGCAUUCAGGCCUCCAGCGCCAUGGCAUAUAGCAUUUUCGAAUUGGUCAUUUACUCCAUAGCUCUGUACGUAAUGAAUGUGAAGACGAGCCUUAAGACCCUGGAUCUGUUGGCCUUUACUGGCUAUAAGUACGUUAAUAUAGUCGUCUGCCUGAUGGUUAGCACGCUGUUCUUUAAGUCUGGAUAUUAUAUUGCGCUGGCGUACACCAGUUUUUCCUUCGGCUUCUUCUUGCUGCGUACUUUGCGGACGAAACUGCUGCAGGACAACUCCCCGGCUGCGCCCAGUGGAGCCAUCAACUACGAUCCGUAUGGAAAUCCACAGCAAUUUGACUACAGCGGCGGGAAGAAGCGGAAACUCUACUUCCUGUUCAUGGUCGUCGCGGGACAGGCGCUAUUUGCCUUCCUGCUCUCCAAGCACUUGUAUCUGCCAGAGGCGGAGGUGCUGGCGGUGCCGAAGACCUUCUAACCCACAGGCUUGAUAGGUUAAUUUGCAUACUCCUUGAGUUUAUCGGGGCCAGGAUGCCCACUCACUUGCCGAACGGUUCCGGAGCCAAGGCAUUGUCAUUUGCAGCAUGAAGUUUGUGGUUGUCUCAUCUGAGAUUCGAGCGAGAGAAGCAUAUUUUUGUUAGAAACAAACACAUUUUAUAAAUAAAUACCAGCUAUGAAAACUAA
Molecule: messenger RNA, 1507 nt
Organism: Drosophila teissieri
Lineage: Eukaryota; Metazoa; Arthropoda; Insecta; Diptera; Drosophilidae
Gene: Yif1
Product: protein YIF1B-A
Exons: 4
Coding region: 120-1301 (393 amino acids)
Biological process (GO): endoplasmic reticulum to Golgi vesicle-mediated transport
Cellular component (GO): endoplasmic reticulum membrane; COPII-coated ER to Golgi transport vesicle; endoplasmic reticulum-Golgi intermediate compartment
Source: RefSeq, a predicted model, not a curated record